UCCCCCAAGUAGAAAAUGCUGCAUUCUCCUAUACAGCAGCCUCAGGCCCAAGCUCCUUUUCUUGGCUUUCUCAGCAGGAUGGCGGGUAUACUCCCUCCUCCUCUCUUAGGCUCUUCCUCUGGUGGGAGCAGCAGUGCUGGGGAGAGUGGAGCCCUCCUAAGGAUCCCACCCAGGAUUGGGCUCCCAAAGACCCCUGAGCCCUGAGCCCUGUGGUUGGGGGCACUGUGGGAGUGGGGACAUCUGACUUCCUGGGCUUGGAUUCCUUGAGAGCUUCAUUUGCUUCCUCACACCCUGUUCCCUUCACACCAGGGCCGUUUUAUUGUUUUAUAACCUUCUUUAGAGCUUCAGUUGCCAAAGAUUCCGAUGGGGCUAUUCUCUAGUUUCUCACUUUACCAAAUCCUAAGUCUUGCUGUUUUAAGCAGUUUGGUCACUUGCAAAGUCUUCCCUUUCAAAUCUAAGCAAAUUAUAGAAACCUCUAGGCAUGUGGCUACUUUCAGCUUUCACCAAGCCUAUCCACAACAAUACAGAGGGAGCCAAGUGUUAAUUCCAACUGCCACCUCCACCCUCAAGCCCACCCAGCCUUUCCCUAACCUUCCUCUAUUGAAACUUGAACAAAAUCUCAAAUAACUUCUGGUAUAAAUAAGAAGUGGCCUUUGAUGUUUUUCUUUAUCACAUCUAGAACUAGGAAAUUAUUGAAAUAAAGGGGUUGAUGGUACUCACAGCGAAUGCAGCCACAGAAUCAUAAGACAUGCCCACCAACCAGCCUUUUCCAAAUAGCACUAUCUCCCAACUUAAACAGCUUUCUCUGAAAAGAUGCUAUUGAUAUGCCCCGGUAUUGAUAUGAAUAUGACCUCCUGCAUCCUGGAUAUUUGGAAGUAUUUAAAUCUGAAGAAACAGUUGCCCAAACCUUUAUUUGGUGAAUAAAAGUUUAAAGCCAAAGGUUAUUUAUGGUUCUGCAGAGAUAGGACCUGAGUGGCUAUUUACGAGCACGUGAUUCCAAUAAACUUUGUUUUAUGGCUUGAGAGUUGACAAGCCAAAAUAUAAUUCCCACCAUAAAUUAGGUUAAGAGCAUACAAGUGCAGAUGCUUGGUUCCUGGAGCAGCGAUAGGAAAGUGAGAGGCUCCAGCCAGCACCCGGCUAAGGAGACAGUUCUUCUCCCAGCUCCCCUGCCCACUAGGAAAGAAAAACAGUAAGUCACUUAUUACUUUUUCCGAAACAGAUACAGAGGUGGGGAAUUUCUCUUUCUGGACUUUUCUGCCUGGUGUGGGGAGAAGUCCCAUCGAAGUUAAUUCUAAUUUUAGCCUACACCUAAAUUAACAAAUAGAAUGAGGAUCUCGGUCCCCCCCCUUCUGAACAUCGACAGUUAAAAAUCGAGGGCUCCCAUCUCACAAGAGGGACUUACUGUCUCUCUCCUCCCCAUAAUGAAGCAUCUGCUUCAGAAGUAGACUAAAAUAGUAGUAGUCUGGGUGGGGUAAAAGAGAAGGUGAGGGUACAGAUGUGUUUGCCUCUGAGAUUUCCGAGACGAUUUCUAUCCUAGAAUAAAACUGGGAAAGACAGAAAACUUGAAGCUGGACACCAGCGCCUGGGAAGACCACUGCUUUGUGAGAUUGGUUUUGUUGGCUUUCCAGCAGCAAUGCUGAAAAAUUGAUGUCAUACCCAUAGAGCUGGAUAACAAUCUAAAGCAUUACCAUUUACCUUUAAACGCAUUGAUUUUCCUCCUCCUUGAUUAUCAUUUGGGUGCUCAUUUCCCCCUGGAAAUUGCUCUUUGUUUUGAAUUGGAGCAGAAGUGGGAAGGUGAGUCCCAGCCAUGUCUGAUUCUUCUUUAGGGAGGAUAAGACAGGUUUGGGGAGGAGGAGGGCACUCCUUGGGGCAGAUGAAUUUUAAACAAACCUGAAACUGGAAAAGGGAACUGAACUGCUCCCAGGGCCAGAGAGACAGGAGAACUGGGGAGGGGACAGAUGGACCGACUACACCCUCCCCAGUGGACCUGCACCUACCCGGCCUAUUUGCGUAAAAGGAAACACACAAAGGCCCAUUUUCUCCUCGGUUUCCGUUUUCCCACUGGGGAAACCCUAACAGGCAGCCUGAGUAGGGCCAAACAACCAGUAAGGUUUUGCCCAAGGGUGCGUGGAGUGGGGGAGGUGAUGGGGACAGAACUCUCUCUCGCAAUCUGCGGCUCCGUCCUUGAGGACUGCGGUCUCUGGCUCUGCGGAGAACUUUACGCAGUUCCCGGGGGCGGGCACCUGAAGCAGGGAGGUCUGCGUAUUGAUGGGGUGUUUGGGCCUUGUCAUUUUUCUGUGUCAUCUGUUUCUGCUUUUUAUCCUGUGAAAUUUAAGUGACCCCCGUUUUUAUUGCAACAGGUUCAGGACCAUGAGAGAGCGUCACUGUAAGUACCUUUCCGUUUCUUUCGAAUCGCGAAGAGGCGGUGCUGAUCCCGGGGAGGUGGUGGGCGAAGGGCUGUGCCAGCGGAGUGGGCUGGUGGAAGGGACGCCCUCCCUCCCCAGGCCUGGCCAAGCGAGCAGAACUGGAUUUGGGUGGUGGAGGUGCUAAACUGAGCUCCUGGAAAGCUUUUCUGGGGCCUAGUUCACAGUCACCUGCCUAAGGAAACAGGCCACGGGGUCUCACCCUUGUCUCCUUGGACCUUUCUGGACCUUUCCAGCCUGUCCCUGGCUCAGCACAGGUGCAGCUCCGCCACAGCGCUCGCUUGGGUUCAGAGCUUGCAGCUAAUUAGCAGCCUGCCCUAUUAACGAGUUGCAGCCAGCAUCCGCCUCCAGCCUCCAGCUACGCUGCAAACACCAGUCUCUGCAGUCCAGCCUAGUUUAUCCCGGUCAAGCCUGGCCCAACCUUCGGCUUUAAAAAAAAAAUUGACUACAAACAAAACUUAAUCCUCUGUGGCCGCGGGUGUGUUGAGUUGGCCCGCUUCCGGGGAAGGCUGCUAAUUCUGAGCUUUACGUGGACAUUCCUCUCACCGCCCCUCCCCCGGACCCAGAGCUAGCGGUGUGGGCCCUGGGUUUGUGACAACGGCUGAGCGAGGCGAGAUUCUCUCUCUCGUUCCCCUCUGCUUCUCUGUAACUACAGUUCCAGAAUUUCUGCUCCAGAGUCGCUGGUGUCGCAAGGAAACAUACCAGGGGUGGGGGGUUGGGUGGGGCCAGAGCCUCUAGGGGUCCUUAGCUGGGAUAGUUGGAUCUUUCCGAGUUCCCUGUGCCACGAAAGACAGGUUCAUUUCAGAGGAGGCCUGUGAAGUCUGCCGGAGAACCACGUCAUUAAGAUUAUGAUAUUCGCAGGAGAGUCAGGGGAAAAAAGGUGGUCCCUCCCUCACUGCAAAGCGGAGGUGAUUUUAUUUUAAUGGGAGAGGGGAUAUUGGAGGACUGCAGGGAACAGGCACCCUGGCUUGUGAGACACCCUAUCUUCUGGUUGGAAUAGCUGGGGCUGGGCUCCCGGCCAGGUUUUUUGGCCCCAUAGGCUGGGCAGCCUAGGUGACUCCCUGGGGGCUGUGCUCACCCCAGAAAACCAGAUCUGCCCUGUGCGUUGGCUUCUAUGAAUCAGGCCGGCUCAAGUGAAACCGGCUCUGGGCUCCAGGCUGGAAACUCUGGUCUCCCCAAGACCCCUUCGUCUUGUGCCCCUCCUUCAGCUGACCUGGCUUUAGGUGCUUAUCUCUGCGGAGGCUACUCACUUGCAAACCCGCAUGCAGCACCCUGUAGCUGAACACAGCACAAAAAGCCCGAGAGAUCAAAAGCAUUAGUAUGGGCAGUUGAGAGGGAGGUGAAUAUUUAACGCUUUUGUUCAUCAAUAACUCGUUGGCUUUGACCUGUCUGAACAAGUCGAGCAAUAAGGUGAAAUGCAGGUCACAGCGUCUAACAAAUAUGAAAAUGUGUACAUUCGCCUGGGUCCCCACAAGGCUCAGGAGGCUCCCUCAAUUUGUCUGGAUAAAGCCUAGGCCCAGUGUCCCCAGGAAGGUGAAUAUGUGGGAACACUUGGCAUUAGGGGAAAUUGAGGUGACUCUCUGAGACAAACAGAUUCAGCAGCCUCAGAGCCCUUGUUAGAAUUGGUGCCCAGAAAAUACCUACAAAAUAACCAAAGUGGUGGAACCAAAGGAUGUGAGAAGUGUGUAAAGUGCCAGGCUUAGAAGGGAGUUUCUCUGCCCCACCCUACCAAGCCCAGGCCUGAGGCUUAAAACUAAUUUUUGAAUUAUGGAGUGGGGAGGGAAGGGGAAUCAAAACACGCCCCCCCCCAAUUUAACACCUUCAGCCUACGGUCAGGCAUCCAGAGCCCCACUUGAGCCAGGGCAUCCCUUUGCCCCUGAAAUCCGUCCCGGCUCUGAGUGCCUCUGAGCACUUGGUGCCCUGAACUGAAGGACAAGCCUUGGACAGGGCUGAGGCACUGGGGCGGGUGAAAUUCGUGAACUUUUGUACUCUUGUGUGCUGCUGUCGGCAAAGUAAAAAUAAUGAAACUUUGUGAUAUGUUUGUAAAUGAUUUCGAAUGACCCCUCGCCCUGCCCUUCACCAUUAGUGCGCCGGCCUCAGCCCAAGGCAGCUCUGUGCCUGUGAGCAGCAGUGCCUGCCUCGGGGUCUGCAGCAGCAGCAGCAGCAGCAGCGGGAUGAACAGGCCGGCCGGCUCAGGGCCCAGGAAGGUAAGUAUGCGAGCGUUCUUAGAGAAGUAGCUUUGGCAGCCAAUCUGGCUUGGUCAGGCAAUAGGAAAAGGAGUGAGCAGAAAAUGCUCCCCUCCUGCCCCAUUUUCUUCUGCCGCUGAGGAUAUUUGUUCCUUUCUGGAAAAUACCACUUGAUGGGAAGGGGGUACUAAAGCUGCCAUUGCUGGGAUGGAUUAUUUUUUCUUUUUUCUUUUUUUCUUAAGAAGAACAUUCUGGUUGCUCGGCUGCUUGGUAACCCUGGCCCUGGCAAAGGAAUGAUCGAAUUCGAUUGCUGCAAAUUGUCACCAAGCCUGUCAGGCUACCUGAACUGUCUCUGAAAGUGUGGGUGGCUGCAUCGGGCUGGUGGUGGCUCAGAGGAAGAGGCCAGGGCUGGCAGCAGCCUGGGUACCCGCUCUGGGUGGGACCCGAAGGUUGUAACGUUGUCUAUAUAUACCCUGUAGAACCGAAUUUGUGUGGUAUCCACGUAGUCACAGAUUCGAUUCUAGGGGAAUAUAUGGUCGAUGCAAAAACUUCACAUUGCUUCGAAAUAGCCAGAUACUAAGGUGGAGACUAGAAGCCACCGGCACUUGUCAGCCACCUCUUUCUGUUUUAGUACCUUGGAUGCCAGGAAGAUCGACUGUGCCUGGUGACAUAGAGCAGCCUUUUCCUCUCCGGAAGCUCCUCCUCACCUUUAAACAGAGGCUUCUGUGGCGGCUGCAAAAAGAAUCCCUAAUUGGUUGCAUGAAGGCAGGGCCAAAGGGCUAGGUUUUGGGGUGCUAGGAAGUGAGGUGGAAGGCCAGCUAGCCUUAGCCCCAGCUGCACCCUUGAGGGGCAUGUUGUGCAAAGGUACCCAAAUGGGGUCUUGCUGGAAUUUAGGGCCUGUCUGUGGGAAGAAAGCAAGCUACGAAGAAGGCAAGUGGGGACCUUUGUCAUGCAUUUGGGUGAGGUGGGGGUACCCUCACUACCAUCCCAGCCCACCCCUCACCUGCACGGACCAGGGCAGCCGAGGCUUCUUGCCAUAUCAGGAGGGCCCAGCUUUGGCUUGGGAACACCCUGGCUUGGGCACCAGUAGAAAGCAUGGCAGUUACUCAUUGCCUAAUUUGAUUCAGGUCCGCCAGAUUCUGGUAACUUUUGGGUGACCCUGAUGAAGACAAAGCCCCGACUGAGGUCUUUGUAUGGCAGAGUCUCAGCUCCUGCGGGCUGGGCGGACAGGGCACCGCCUGCCUGGGGCACUCUGCCCAACUCACAGGCAACCUUGCUUACCCACCUUUCUCGUUGCCCUACACCCCAAUGGGAGGAUUCAUUCUCCCUUGAACUGUGCGCAGUUGGUGGGGGGCUGCUUUCACGCAGGGGUUAGUGGAGAGGGCAUGUGAGGUUAGUAAAAUCAGUGGCAGACAAAAGCUGGGAUUACCUGAGGGGAAUGGGGGUGCUAGGGGUUGGAACUGUAUUAACAUCUGGCGGGGGCUCAAAUGUGCCAUGGCGAGUCACUUGAUUACACGUAUGUUAUUUAGUUAAAUUUGUGAAAAUUAUGAGAUGUUCACCAACCCGGUGAUAAACUCGCUCCCUUGCUAUUGGCUGGCCUGGUCACAUGGCCACCCAACUUUAUUCAGUUGACAGCAAGUAGGAGGGCCCUAUGGAAGGAGAAAAAAAGACAACACGAGAAAAAUUAGUAUUUUCUACCUUCAGAAAUUAAUGGCCAUGAGUUCGUAUAUGGUGAACUCCAAGUAUGUGGACCCAAAGUUCCCUCCGUGCGAGGAAUAUUUGCAGGGCAGCUACCUAGGCGAGCAGGGCGCCGACUACUACGGUGGUGGCGGCGCGCAGGGCGCAGACUUCCAGCCCCCGGGGCUCUACCCGCGGCCCGACUUCGGUGAGCAGCCUUUCGGAGGCGGCGGCCCCGGGCCCGGCUCGGCACUGUCUGCGCGGGGUCACGGGCAAGAGCCAAGCGGCCCUGGCGGUCACUACGCCGCUCCGGGAGAGCCGUGCCCGGCGCCCCCGGCGCCUCCACCCGCGCCCCUGCCUGGCGCCCGGGCCUGCAGCCAGUCCGGCGGCCCCAAGCAGCCGCCCCCCGGGACUGCACUCAAGCAGCCGGCCGUGGUCUAUCCCUGGAUGAAGAAGGUGCACGUGAAUUCGGUGAACCCCAACUACACCGGUGGGGAGCCCAAGCGGUCUCGGACGGCCUACACCCGGCAGCAAGUCCUAGAACUGGAAAAAGAAUUUCAUUUUAACAGCUGCCCCGGGCCAGCAUUUGCAGCCGAUGGCCAAGGACCACCACACGGACCUGACGACCUUAUAGAAGUGGGGACCCUGGGCCCAUCCCUCCCUGCGCUCCAGGCUGAGCCGAAGCUGCGGGGGCAGGCCGGGCCUGCUGUCACCUCGCUGGGCUCUAAGGUACUGUGGGGUGGACCUGGGACACACAGGCCUCCCUCCGACUAGGUUAGCAUCCUGCCCAAGGGCAGCCCCCUCCCUAGAUCCGGGAUGGGGAGGAGAGGGGGGGCGGGAUUUUCUCUCUAAGUAUAUUAUAUGGCAGGAGCUACUGAUAAUAUAAAACCUUGUCGAGUCAUUAAACUCAUGAAAAUCUCUGCUCUUGGAUUUUGAAUUUGCUGAUGAAGGUUGGAUGCUUUAUCCCAGUAUGAAUUUGGACAUUCUCCCCCAUGCCACCCCUCCAGGGAGCUUUGUGGUUUAGUAAGGUGGGGGAGUUAAAGCAGAAGGUUGGCCAUCCCCAUACUAGGUGAUUUCAGUGGAUGUAGGAGAGCUGGGCCAGGAUUUUGGAACUUUCUGGGUUGCCUGUAGAAUUUUCUGUGUGAUUAAAAAUAUAUAUAUUUUGCUCCCAAUGGCCCUGUGUCCAAAGAAAUAAGUCUAGAAAGAAAGUGGAAAUGGAUUAUUUUAUGUUUAGAUAUUAUUUGCUUAACUAUUUAUUUGUUGGGAAAUGGAGUACAGAAAUAACUGACACCUUCAUGCCAAAAAUCUUAAACGAUGAAAGGGACUGAGCUUCAGGGAGCAGAAUCAGAGAUCUGUAUACUUACUUCUGUCUAUAAACCAGGAUUUUGAACUCCACCCCCUCUCCACUCCCUGGAAAUGUGUGUAGGGGGCCCUUAACCCUUCUAGAGGGAAGCAAAGGAUCCACUCAGUUGAGUUCUUGAAAAUGUAUUUCCACAUGUGCUUUUUUCAGCACUGUGCUUACAGCCAGUUCUGGAUGAUUAAAGGAAAGGGGAAAAAAGAAACAAAUGGUCCAACAUUUUCCUUCUGGGGAAAGAAAACAAAACUCAAUGUACUGGGUUAUUAGAUAAUGACUGAAUUUUCUGUUCCAAUAAGACUUCAAAUGCCCCAAAUACAUAGCAGUAUUUUAUAGGAAUUGGUAUAUGGCCUAUGUGGGGGAGGGGCUGUAUGGUGGGAAGAAAGUGGUAAGGUGAGGAAGUCUUGCUUUAAAAAAGAAACAAAAACUUAAUUGAAUCUAGAAGUCCAUAAAAGUUGGUCUUGGGGGAGUUUCCCCCCUGAAGCUCUAAGUUUUACAAAAGCAAAUCUAAGGAAGUUUUUCUCAGUCCAUUAAUUCGAAGAAGAAAUUGCAAAAGUAUAAAAGUUUUCAAGCCUUCUUCUUUGCCUUGAGAAUAGUAAUUUUUUUCCAUAAUCACUCUCAAACAACAGGAGAGAUGUUCUCUAGUCAUUUUUCUUAUGCCUUGCCUGGGAAAGGUUCAAAGUUCAUUUUUUCUAAAAUGCUGACCUUGAGGAUAAGGAGAAAAGAGUCAAAGGUAAUGGCCAGAGUUCAUAUACUCAAAUGAAGAAGUCUUUGGAAGUUUAAACCACCAAGUCUCAGGCUCCAAAAAAGAAACCCCUGGUUAGAGCUGCCAAAAGGGGACAAAAGAGGAGAGGGAGUAAGUAUAAGCUUAAAACUUAAUUUUAAGAUCCAGAAUGGUGUUAUUUUUUUCAGUGCUUCAGAAUACUUUAGAAGGUUUCAGUGGUAAUUCUCAAAAUAUAUUUAAGUGGGAGAGAAAAAACCCUUUCUUUGCAGGCGUAUUCUUUGGUUCUGUGUCUCCUGAGAGCUGAGGGCAGGUAUUCACUGGAGUCCCUAGGCUGAAAUUCCACUUCUCCUAAAGUAUCUUCCAAGCCUUGGUCUUUUGUAUUAGACCCUGGGGACAGCUCUUUGUUCCUCCUUGGGGUGAGCCUGGCUCUCAGACUUGCACAUGGCAAUACUUGAAUAUCACCACGUCGGGAUAUUAAAGAUGGAUAUUCCUGCAUUAUUCACAUCAUUGUUUCUAUGACAAAAAGCACAGAGUUCAUACAUAGUCAAGAUGUCUUUUUUCUGACGCCCUCACGUUGAGAAGCUGAAAAGGUAUUUUACUGAAGUUCGGGUAAAUUACAGAAUCAGGUUCAUCCAGAGGACAAAUUUUCUAUUCGAUUAGCUGUAUUUCAGCCGGGAGACUGACCUCUAAACCCUUAACCUUUUGGACUCUAACUACCCUUCUCUUCUUUUUUCCCCUCUAACAUGGAGAGCAGUCUUUGGAAGUAGAAUUUGAAAAGAGCCGCUAUCUUUAAGCAAGUUGGAAAGUUGCUAAGAUUCUUUCUUAAAACCUAAAUAUGUGCAUAUAUUGAACCUACUCCUUGGGAGGGGGAAAGGUAUAUAUUUUCAUAACAUCCAACUACAUAUAUAUUAUAGAGAUUAUUAUAUGGAUUUUUCCCCCUCCUCAGAAGUCCAGGUUACUCACCCCAGCUUCCUACCAAAUGCCACAACUACUUAACUGACAUCAUCCCUGGCCCAGAGGAAAGCCAAGAAGCAUGUUUUCAUGAGGAAAACCCAAGCUCCUUCUCAAACAUAGCCACACUACUUUGGAAAGAAACUUAAUCAGAGAAACAACUUCUUUGUUUAUAAAUCUCAGCUCUCCUUCUCAGCUUCCUGGGAUUGUCUUUUGAUAUGUUAAUGGAGCCUUGAUGGCUCAGAGGGCAGCCUGUUACCCUGAUGUCCCACUCGGACCCCAGCAUCCAUUUGGGCCCACAGGAGUGGGCCAAGGAAGGGGCAGGGCCCCAAAACCACCUAGGGCAGGGAAGGAAAUGGAUUUCUAUCUGGGAACGUGCUCUGCAGAAAGCUACAUGUGGAAAGGCUCCAGUGCCCAUUUGCUAUUAUUUGUUUCCAGUUUGUUCCCCUAAAUAUGAGCCAGAGUGUGUGUUUUGGUGUUUAAAAACAAACAAAAAAAAACAUCAAAAAACCUGUGUUGGGGUUGUGACUGGGGGAGGGGGCGAGUGAAAUGUUUGCUGAGGACACUGCUCCUCAGACUCCCAUCUCACUCGGUCCAUCGCUGCCUUUUGUUGUGAGAUGACAUUGUCAGUCAGCCCCAUGGUGUCUGUUCACACAAGAUGCUUUUUUAAUAGAAUUGACCAAUGUUUUGCUGCCACUGAUUAAAGUAUUAUUUAUACUAAUUGUUGCCUGUAGUUUUGAUGUAAUUCAUUGAUCUAUAUUUAAAAUAAUAAAAGGUGUAGCAAACUCU
Molecule: messenger RNA, 10104 nt
Organism: Microcebus murinus (gray mouse lemur)
Lineage: Eukaryota; Metazoa; Chordata; Mammalia; Primates; Cheirogaleidae
Gene: HOXD4
Product: homeobox D4
Biological process (GO): positive regulation of transcription by RNA polymerase II; anterior/posterior pattern specification; embryonic skeletal system morphogenesis
Cellular component (GO): nucleoplasm; nucleus
Molecular function (GO): RNA polymerase II cis-regulatory region sequence-specific DNA binding; DNA-binding transcription factor activity, RNA polymerase II-specific
Source: RefSeq, a predicted model, not a curated record